UUGUCGGUAUCGCGCGUAAGUUCACAGAGUACCCCGUGUGCCAACUGAUAUCCGUCAUCGAAGUCACCCAUGGAGUGCGAGAUGAAGUGCAUCGAGAUGUGCGCCGAGUCCGAAGUGCGGACGUUAUUCGUAAGCGGACUGCCAAUGGACGCUAAGCCUCGGGAAUUGUAUUUAUUAUUUAGAGCUUAUGAGGGUUACGAGGGAUCAUUACUUAAAGUAACAAGUAAAAAUGGUAAAACAGCAUCGCAGGGCGUAAGGUUUGACCCCGACAUGCCUCAGACGAUCCGACUGGAGUUUGCUAAAAGUAACACCAAGGUUAGCAAGCCCAAACAGCAAGCUGCUAACGCCGCCAACACGCACCCAACUUUGAUGCACCCCCUCACCGGACAUCUGGGAACCCCGUUCUUUCCGGGUGGCCCGGAACUGUGGCAUCAUCCGUUGGCGUAUUCAGCGGCGGCCGAGCUGCCCGGAGCGGCGCUCCAGCACGCCACCAUCGUCCACCCGGCGCUGCACCCGCAGGUCCCCCCCCCGAUGUCGAUGCCGCACCCAACUGCUCUAACAUCAGUGCAUGCCGCGUCAUUGCCACACUUUCUACCAAGUCCUGCCUUGGCUUCUCCCGUGGGAUCGUCCUCCUCACAACCUGGAAUGGGAGUAAGCAACCCGCCUUGUUCCACGCUCUUCGUGGCCAACCUGGGGCAGUUCGUGUCCGAGCACGAGCUCAAGGAGAUAUUCGCCAGCUUCCCCGGCUUCUGCCGCCUGCGCAUGCACAACAAGGGUGGAUCCCCGGUCGCCUUCAUGGAAUACCAGGAUGUGCGCUACGCCGCACAAGUUAUGGGUGCGCUGCAGGGCUCCUUCCUACUCUCCUCAGAUCGCGGCCCCAUCCGUAUCGAAUACGCCAAAAGCAAAAUGGCUGCAGAGGUCGGUUUACUUUGCCUUUGCCUUAGAAUGUGUCAUUCAUUUUUUUUUUCAUAUUUCGUUCUGUCUUCUCUUGUUGUGUGUUUAUAUUCUUCUUCUAGCACUUUUACUAACGAUUACAAAUAG
This is a messenger RNA of Anoplophora glabripennis (Asian longhorned beetle), 1041 nucleotides long. Its product is annotated as U1 small nuclear ribonucleoprotein A. Gene Ontology annotation, molecular function: mRNA binding. Lineage: Eukaryota; Metazoa; Arthropoda; Insecta; Coleoptera; Cerambycidae. Bases 70 to 1041 code for a protein of 323 amino acids. The record is from RefSeq and is a predicted model, not a curated record. The transcript has 7 exons.